Messenger RNA from Acanthopagrus latus (yellowfin seabream), 2367 nucleotides. RefSeq names its product UTP4 small subunit processome component (gene utp4). Lineage: Eukaryota; Metazoa; Chordata; Actinopteri; Spariformes; Sparidae. The coding region runs from base 139 to 2190 and encodes 683 amino acids. Gene Ontology annotation, cellular component: 90S preribosome; small-subunit processome; t-UTP complex. The transcript has 17 exons. Gene Ontology annotation, molecular function: RNA binding; protein binding. The record is from RefSeq and is a predicted model, not a curated record. Gene Ontology annotation, biological process: maturation of SSU-rRNA from tricistronic rRNA transcript (SSU-rRNA, 5.8S rRNA, LSU-rRNA).
AUGCAAGUUGAUGACGUAUUUCCGCUAAUGAUUUUCAGUACCGGUUCAAACGUCCCCAACGUGGCUGCUGCUGUUUCCAGCGUGUGGACUGAAUAGCCAAUAAGGUUUAGUGAUCGUGAAGGACAAACAACGGUGAAAAUGGGUGAGUUCAAGGUGCACCGUGUUCGGUUCUUCGACUACAUGCCCAGUGCUAUCAGAGCCAUGGCGUUUAACAGUCAAACGGAGCGACUGGCUCUGGUCCGGGCUGAUGGAGCGCUUGAGAUCUUCAACUUCGCUGACCACUACUUCCAAGAAAAGGUCAUCCCAGGACAGGAUGGCAGGGCUGUUGAGGCUCUGUGUUGGGUGGGUCAGCGUCUGUUCAGUGCUGGGUUGAAUGGAGAGGUCACAGAGUAUGACCUGGAGAACCUGAGGCCCAAGUACACUGUCGAGGCCUAUGGAGGACCAAUCUGGACAAUUGGUGGCAAUAAACAGGGAACACUGCUAAUGGUUGGUUGUGAGGAUGGGACAGUAAAGAUAUUUGAAAUAUUGAAGGAAAUGAUUCAGUUUGAAAGAAACUUGGAAAGGCAGAAAGGUCGUAUCGUAUCUGUGUCUUGGCAUCCCUCUGGUACACUGAUUGCUGCUGGAAUGAUGGACAUGAUCAGAGUCUUUAAUGCUGAAACAGGCCAUGCCAUACACAGAAUGCUGGUGGAGAGAGGUGCUGGGGCAUCCAAGAGCAGAGAGGUUGUGGUUUGGAGCGUCACAUUCCUGUCUGACUACACAAUCAUUAGCGGUGAUUCUGCAGGAAAGGUCCAAAUCUGGGAUGGGCUUACAGGAACUCUGGUCAGAACUCACCUGAUCACCAAGUGGGAUGUCCUUUGUCUGUCUUUGUCACAGGACGAGAGCAGUCUGAUAGCUGGGACAUCAGAGGGCACUGUUGUCCAGUUUCAGUUCAUCAGCUCCACUGUGGAUCAACAGGAGAAGGAGUGGGUCAGAACAAGGACCUUUAAAAACCACUCGCAUGAUGUGAGAGCACUCGCACACACUGAGACUGCUGUGGUCUCUGGAGGUAUGGACACCCAGCUGGUGGUGCGACCCCUGCUGGACAAGGUGGAGAAGAACACGCAGGAGUCAGCGAUGCGCAAAAUAGCUUUACCACAUAGAAGCUUGGUUUGUUGUGCAAAGAAGGCAGGACUACUGCUCUUCCAGUUCCCUGAUCAUUUAGAGCUGUGGAGAGUAGGAGAGAGUGAUGGACAUGGAAAGCCUGGUGACAGUCUGCCUGUGAAGAGAAAACCAGAGAAACUGAUUCAGCUGAAGGGAAAGGGGGACGAUCAUAUCUACAGCAGUGCUUUGUCACCAUGUGGAGAAUGGCUGGCAUACUCUACAGUCUCCAGUGUCCGUCUCUACAGAUUACAAUACAACAGCAUCAGCAUUACCAAGGUGUCCAAACUACCCAAAGACCUUUGCUUGGGCCACCAGCUCUGCUUCUCCUCAGACUCCACCAAGUUCUUUGUUUCUUCCAGACAUUCAUCAGUCAUUGUUGUUGCCCUCAACCAGAUGGAGUGUAAAUACCUUCACACUCUCAAACCCAAGUCAGGAUCCAGACAGCCAGUGCAUCUGCUGUGUACCAGUGAGGAUGGCAAAUGGAUCGCUACAGCUAACACAGACUGUGAGAUUCACGUGUACGACCUUCACAAGCGUAAGCUGCAUUGUACAGUUCCAACAUACAGCUCCUGUCCCACAGCCAUAGCCAUCCACCCAACAACGAGCAACUUAGUUGUGGUGCAUGCUGACCAGCAGAUCUUUGAGUACUCUCUGGUGCAGAAAGAGUACACAGAGUGGAGUCGAAAGCUGCAGAAACAAGGACUGCACUCUCUAUGGUUGGAGAGGGACACACCUGUCACACACAUCACCUUCAGUCUUAAAAACCCAGCUCACAUCUUUCUGCAUGACGUGUUCAUGUUCUGCAUCAUUGACCAAAGUCUGCCCCUCCCUGAAGCAAAGACUUUGCUUUACAAUCAGAUGACACUGAGGAGCCUCCCUGAGCAAGAAAGGAUCAGACACAGUCAUGCCUUCAAGAUAUGCAAGAAUUUCAAGCACGUGAUGUGUGUGAGUUUACUGGAGGACCAUUCGCUGGUUGUGGUGGAGCGCCCACUGCUGGACAUGAUGUCUCAGCUGCCUGCUCCGGUCCGGCAGAAAAAGUUUGCCUCAUAAAUGAAGUGAAGCAGGUUUCCUGGAGGUGUUCCAGCCCAGAGGUUCAUGUUGGGGAAGGAUUACUUUUUGUUGAAAAUAAUUUGUGAUAUGGCAGUUUCAGUAUAUUUAAUACAAUGUGCCACCACUAAUUGUAAAGAAAUUGUUUGACUAAGUAAUAAACAAAACUAUUUACUUACA